CCUCCGCUACGUUUCUCCAAUACGACAUUACAUGAAAAGCCCACUUUGUUUAUUAAACUCAACGGCAAAGAAAGUAAUUGGGCUCACCAUUUAUUGCUUCCUAAUGUUGAUAUAUAUUCCAUUUCACAUUUUCGGAAUAUUAUUGAUACAAAAAGGAAUUGCUAUGCUAAACCUAAGAAAACGGCUUAGAUUGUUUUACCACAAAGAAGGGAAGCUAGGACUUGCUAGCAGACGAAACAGGGUUACUGACAUCGCUUGCGUUUCAAUGGAAAACGAGCUGGACUUUUUAUAUAAUCGAAGUCCAGCUUAUUUGUGGAGAAUGUGUUUUUCUAUGCCCUGGGAGCUUGUGAAGACUAUUUUAAGAAAAAUUCAACUGAUAUCCGACGCCCAACUCGCCUAUGUAAUUCUAAACAGCGUCUUUGCGCAUUCUGUUCACUGGGACAACGAUCGAAAAAUGUACAGACUCGUGAUGGAAGAAUUCGGAGACUUUUUUCUUUUCCAGAGCUUCUACUGGGAUGUCAGACAUGUUCUUGUUAGUCCCGACACAAAGAAAAUCAUCAUUCAAAUGAGCGAUGGACAAGAAUACAACUCCGAUUGCGAGCAAAGACUUCGACCUACCUUCGAUUUGGCUAAAUUGCAUGUACAUGUCUGUUUGUCGUAUUUUGCUCCCGGUCUCUCGCACAAUCACGUACAUUUUGUUCUUCCAAGUGCAGUUGCAGUUUUGUCGCAGAAGUUACUGAACAGAAAUGGAAUUCUGUAUAAAUUACUAUAUCAACAUUUCCGCUUCACCGAACGCAUCAAUUAUCAGGCAUUACGAGUGCAGAAGGCCACCAACAACAAAAGAUCAGCUUUGGACAGGUUGUUCUUCUUUUGGCAGCCAUUCCCGCUCACAAGAGAGCAGUUCUUAGAAAGUGUUGCAAAAAAAUGUAAAAAACAUUAUUUUGACAAAGGCAUGCAAGAAUGCGCAGAAGAACAGGAAGAGAUAAUGGAUAUCAUCAUGGAACCAAGAAUACAUCAUUUGUUUCCUCCCGCCUUUGCAGCCGAUAAAGUACUCCAGACGAUUCCGUAUCUGAAUUUCCUGGCACAAUAUUACUUCGUGGUUCGAGAUUUCGUCAAAUCGAUGAUUCCUUUCAUUGACGAUAACGAAUGGAAACUUCUCAGUACUGAAGUUGCAAAGCACGUUCCCCGAUUUGAUAAAUGUUCCAUGGUUGAUGCUAUCGCCACAUACAUUCAUCAAGUGGCUGCCAUUCACUUUUGCGAUCACAGCAGCUAUCUACGAUAUUUUGCAUUCAAAUACGGGUCAAUGGCAAUCAGGGUUCCAUUCGAGCCAUUUGAAAAUUUGGAAGCUUGGGAAGAGUUUGCUUCAGAGCAUAAUUUGGAUUUGGAAGACGUCAGAAAAAAUCCACUUUUAUUGAUGAGACAAAGAGAUGUAUUGCUAACAAGAUCAUUCUUGCUCAUUUUUGUCGAUUUCAUCCCAAGCGCAAACCUGAACUUACAACUUAUAGAUACUGAAUAUGAGUUUAUUGAUAAUGGACCAAUUAUGGCUGCAGAAAAAUUUCGACAGAGACUACGAGCACUAGAUGGAAAUUUAAGGUGCCUGCAAAAAUCUGUUCUGCCUGUUCCAUCGUCACCAGGUGAGCAAAGGGCAGAAGACAUGCGACUCGUACCACUUGAUGACAUUGUAAGAACAGUAUGUUAUUGAAUGAACAGUUCAUAAUCGUUGUGAUAAAAAAAAGUUAUUUUAAUGACUAAUGAUGUCUGUCUGUGGAAUUGAUUUAACACAAUUGUAAGUGGUCACAGAGUAAUGAAAGAGAAAAUUUUUUAUGUCCAUCAUUGUAUUAUAACUAGUUAAGAAUGAUUACCUGGUGGCAGUCUGUGUAUUGCAUCGUAUUGACGCAGGGUAAACUCUACUGAACCCAGUAGAAUCUGUCGAAAAGUUUCUCUUUUGAUAAAUUAUAGUGUAUAAAUAUAUUUUUUUCACCCAAACUGCUAAUCAAAUAUAAAUUAAGCGCGCAUAACUUGGCUGAAUGCAAUUCAAAGUUGUGUGUUUCCAGUUGCGACUGUUUAAAUAAAUAAUGAUUAACAAGAAUAGUCUUUUCUUCAAUAAAGUAGUUUAUUCAUGCACGCUGCAGCUUCGAUUGAGCAUCUAUGGAUGUGUAGGUGGGCAGUACCAUUGUUGAAUCUAAUAUGUCAUUGCCAACCAACAUUUUUUCCAUUCAUGAUAUUUUCAAAAUGUUUACCGUCCCACCGUGUUUACCGUUAUGUUGUUUUAUGACAUUCCUGCUUCCAACAAGGCCUCAGAUAAGCAGUUACUUCAGAAGCAGAAGCACUGCGCGUUUGGAAUGAUUGAAGUGUUCCUAGCCCAGAAUGCCGGCUGUCAAUAAAUUAUUACAAUCUGGUUGCAGACUUGAAGCUGAGUGUUAUGACGCGCGUUAUUUUGCUAUGGCUAAUCUAUCGAAAUUGUCUGGCCCGAUAUGUCAGCCACGUGAAACAUGGUUGGUAUCCACAAUAAGGUCUUCCAAUGAAAUUUUAAUUGAAAAUAUCCAUUGGUAUUUCACUGAUCUGACAGGGGCUGGAAUGUAACCAACUUUUCAAAUAUAAAGCAUGUGGUAUAUAUACAGUUCGAAUUGUGAUUUAUACAUUUUAUGAUACUCGAGAAUUUAUUACUUUCUUCUCUUCUUUAAAUAUACAGUAUGUUUUUGUUUGAUAUAUCUUGUAUAUUAAUAUAUCUUGUAAC
Styela clava is the source of this 2737-nucleotide messenger RNA. The record is from RefSeq and is a predicted model, not a curated record. Lineage: Eukaryota; Metazoa; Chordata; Ascidiacea; Stolidobranchia; Styelidae.